Messenger RNA from Prunus armeniaca (apricot), 261 nucleotides. The record is from the annotation of a GenBank genome assembly. Lineage: Eukaryota; Viridiplantae; Streptophyta; Magnoliopsida; Rosales; Rosaceae.
AUGAGGAAAACAACUGCGGGCACUAUGCCAGAGAACAAAUCACUACGAGAAAGAAUACAAAAAGGUCUUAAAGUCUCAACUCACAAGACUAACGCUCACAAGGCAGACUUGCCUACUCGCCUUUGCUACUCAACCCAACCAGCGAUCUUGUCUUCCUUCGUCAACAAGAGAUGGCACAACUCUGGACUCGGCUGCUCACACCUCAAGACACGAUUGCUGAUCACCAACAUGCAUAAUGCUCAUGAACUCACACAUAUAUGA